CAGGAUGGUUGAGCAGUCAAAAUAUUAUUUUAUUUUUUUUUUUUUUUUUGCUUUAGCUGCUGAACUCUUUAUGCAGCAGCCAACUGUGCGGUCAAUUGUGAGAUGCUGACUUUUGCUGCUGUUUUGUUUAUUGUGUGAAGCACAGGUAUGAAGUCAGGAGGUGGAAGUUUCCCAAAUAGCAUAUUGCACAGUAGCUACCCACUGGCAGGUUUCAGGUAUCCGGUCUGUAAAUAGGAGACUCUGAUAGCAGUCAUUACAUCAUCAUUCUGGGAAUAGCAGGGAGUCUGGGGUCUAGAGGUGCUUCUGGGUGACCUCUCCCCUGUGUAUAUUCAGCUCCAUGUGUGUCUGUGUGUGGUCAUCUCCAAAUAUACAUUCGAAUGGAUUACACAGCGGUAAGAUUAAAAUAAAAUCAAAAAUGACGUGGGCGAGCUGAAAUACAAUUUGUUUAUAUGUUCGGAGGCUCGCUCCGUAAAUACGGUUUGUGUUUACACAUGCUCGGGACUUUUAUUCAUCGAGGCUGCGCUUCGUUUAUUCGGCCACUCGUCGACACUUCUUGACAGGUGAACAAAGGCCCCCGGGGGCGAUAGAAAGUGAAAGAAAAUCUCGUGUGAGAGGAAUCUGACACUGGCUCCGUUUCCGUGUAGAGUUGUCUACUUUACAUAGCAACACGCUGACGACAUGGACUACUGUUUGACAUUAAGGCCCGCGAGGAGAGAUGAGAGAAGUACAGAGGAGAGCGGCGUCUCCGUGUCCAUUAUUUUCUCUUUCACCUGCUGGGCUACAACACGUACGCGACUGUUGUUGUUAGCACAGUGAGACGUUCUCGUAUAGAAAUAGCCUGACUUUUGCGUGCAUGGGUGUGCAUACCAUGUGGUUACGCAUGCAAAUGUGUAUGUGUGUGUGUGUGUGGUAAAACAGAGAUAGUCAGCCCUGUCACUUUAGCCCCCACCCACUUACACUGGGGCGGGGGGGUUAACUUUCCAGUCUCAUAGACGAGCAUGCCUGUGUCUGAAAAUAGCUGUAUCUGAUCACAGCUUCACCCAAACAGGGAACUCUCGUUCCCUGUCACUCCCUCCCUUCCUCCCGCUCUCAUUCCCCGACUCUCCGACUUUCUCCUCAUUCUGUUGUCUCUGUGCUUCCCAGGCAUCACACGGGAUACGGCCUGAGCGGGAGGAGAGAAAUACCCCCGAGCAGAGAGAGAGAGAGGGAGGGAGGGUGCAGACACGCUGACACGGCACUCACCUGUUCACCUGCCUCCACGGUGUUGUAACGGAGUGUUACAUUUUUAUGACGGAAAGCGUGUCCUCCUACAGCACAUCGAUAAGAAGCGCUCUUCAAUAUGAAUGCAGAUAGUGGAGGAUGUACCACCAAAAGUGUGGCCCUGUCAAUCACACUGUGUCCUAUGAAGAGAGUCCAGAGCUCACCCAAUCUGGCCACAGGGAGUGACUCUCAUUCGUCAGACCUGGAUUCUUGGCGCUCACGUAGCGUAACCGACGGUCUGAAGAACGGAGAUGCCAGCAGCUCUUCUCUCGCUGCCAAGGGCUUCAGAAGCGUCAGACCCAACUUACAGGACAAGAAGUCACCCACACAGGGGCCUGCGUCGCCCAACCUCACAGCUCAGCACUUCCCCUACCACAGCCACAGCUCAGAGUCACUCGACUACCUGUCGGGCCUAAUGCCCAAGGCCCUGUCGCCCACUCCUUACGUUCCUAGCGGAGGUCAUAACACAGCCGGCACGGCCUCUGCAAGCAUGAGCGGCCGCGUCUCUCCCUCAGUGUCACCCGUGACGGUGUCAGCUCUAAGCCACUACUCCUCCUCCUCCACGACGGGGCUGAUGGACGAGCUGCAGAUCUGUAGUCUGGACUCACCCGGCUGCUCACCCACGCCGUCGCCCACCCUCAGCUAUGCGUCUGUGUACACAUCCAACGCUGGCCCCGAUGAGGCGCUAACACCCUUUGUGGGCUCCACUGCCUCAGCUGCCACUUUGACUAACGGGCAGGUCCUCUCCCACGCCAUGAAUGGAAAUGCCAGCCAUCAGCAGAGACCCCUCUCUCCCCCGUCCUAUCCUCCUCCCCCUGUGUCCCUCCACACUGGCCUGCAGAGACAGAGCAGAAGUUCGGAGGGCAGUGAAUCCAUCACCAGGGAGUCUACGGUGACGGGUCACACCAGCUACUUCAGCACGGUGCCCAUCGCCAGUUUUUCAGAAGAAGAGAAAAAAGUUUCAGUCAUCAAAGCCCCCCACUAUGAAGGCAUUGGCCCAGUGGACGAGUCUGGAAUCCCUAUUGCCAUUCGCACGACAGUAGAUCGGCCCAAGGACUGGUAUAAAACGAUGUUUAAGCAGAUCCACAUGGUUCACAAAGCAGAUGAUGACUAUUCUGACACCUACAACGCAACAUACGCUGUCAUCAACAACGACGACCACAGCCUGUCAUCCAACACCACUAUGGCCCACCCAGCGCCCCGCACACAUACAUACAGACCGCUGGUCAAGAGCCCGUCAGACAACGGAGCCCGCCAGGGGCCUCGGGAGCCUUCCCCGACCCCUGUGCCCCCACCGCCCGUGCCCAUGCCGUCCCUGCUGCAGCUUAGAGCCAGGGAUAGUGAACGUGUCAAAGACACAGGCGACAUGAAUAAAUGGGGUCCCCCCGACAGGAAAGUGGACACACGGAGGUAUCGGGCCGAGCCCAAGAGCAUUUUUGAGUAUGAGCCUGGAAAGUCGUCUAUUUUGGAGCAUGAAAGACCUACGUAUGAUGACUUAGAUUUAGAGAACGAGCCUUGGUAUAAGUUCUUUUCCGAGCUGGAGUUUGGGCGGCCGCCUCCUAAAAAACGGCUGGAUUAUAAUCCAGACAUCUCAGCCCGCCGGCACAUCGAGACCACCCUGCACUUGGCUCCCGCUGACAAGGCUCUGGAGAGACCGGCGAGUGCUGCCAGUGACUACAGGAAGCGAAGGAAGUCAGAGCCGUCCAAUUCCCCAGCCAACGCUCAGACGUCUCAAAGCCCAAACGUCACCUCCCCGAAACCGGUGGAUGCCUACAGCAGACCCAGCAGCAGUUUAAAGAAGCCAGUCAUUCGUUCCUCGCCUUCAUCCCCCUCCAAAGCCAAAGGUGGGGACGCAUGCGGCAUGUAUUCAAAUAGUUUAACACCCCCAGGUCUUCGCCAGGUGCCCCCUCCGCCCCCUCUUCUCUCUGACCCGGUCUUUUCCAUCGAGGAUGCCAGCCUGGACGGCAGCUCUGCUUCUCAGCAGUCUGCUGCCCCUUGCGAAAACCGUUGGCAGACAAAGCGCCAGGAUUCGGAGACGUGGGUCAGCGCGGAGGAGACGCCAACGUCUCCGUCACCUGCUAAACUUCGGUCGCGUAGCUGUGACGAUCUGCUCAAUGAUGGGCUCUCUGGUCCAGGUGGACGCAAUGCCACCCGCUCUGAAAGUGCUGGCUCUCUGUCGCUGAUGUGUGACGGGAAUCCUUCAGCUUCAACUGCUCCCAGUUCCACCUGCUCGCUGCCCAGACUCAAAAGGCAACGGGCGCAUGACUCACCUGGAUUUCUGCAGCUCUACCGUAAAAUGCAUCAAAUCGACCGAGCUCACCUUAUUCCGUCGGACAUCAUCCGCUCGGUCCGGGCCCGUAUCCUAGAAUUAGAGCGUCAACCGCACCUGUAUCGCCAUCGCCUCUCGCCAUGGACACCCUCCUGGGGUGUGGACGUUCCUCGCGACAUGGUGCCCAACCGCAUUUCCGAAUAUGAACGCCUUAUCCAAAAGUCCAAGUCCAUGCCCAACUUGGGUGACGGAGAGAUGCCGUCAGGAACUACAACACCCGGCUCUUCUUCUCGAGCCAGUAGCGGUGGCGGUGGCACGCCCAGUUUACCGAAACGCCGCUUUUCCAUCGAGUCAUUACUAGAGGACGAUAACAACGGGACGGUAGCGCACAAAAUGGACCACCUACAUCGACCACGUAGCCCACCUGAGGGACAGCCUCGCGGACCAGAGCGCAGCCAAGCUCGAGCCUUUCCUUUCGUUCCCCCCGUCCCUCAAAGCCUUCGGGCCAAUGCUGACUUUUCCGACAGCGAACAGGACGCUGUCGUGUCGGACCUCAGCGACUUCAUUCAGGUGGAGGGUUCCUCGUUCUGCAGUGAGAGUGACUUCGACCAUUGCUCUCUCACGUCCACCGAGAGUCUAUAUGGUGGCUCCUCCACCCUUCAUCACCACCCUGUUCUUCGUCAUCACCACCACCACCAUCACCACCACCACCACUCUGGACACCAGAACCUGGGCCAGAGCCAGGGCUACCAGCACCGUCACCUCAUCAGCACCUGCAAAGGUCGCUGCCCGGCUUCUUACACCCGUUUCACGACCAUGCUUCGGCACGAGCGAGAGCGAGCUCGCCAGGAGCAAAAGCCCCCGCAGCCGAGUCUCAACAGACAGUCCCAGGAAGCAAUGUCCAAGCUGGCCUUCCUGGUCAGCCCAGUGCCUUUCCGUAGGAAAAAGGGCUCACCAACUACCUCUAGAAGAACCGGUAGCAGUGGCAGUCGAGGCAGCAGGCCCAAGUCCAAACAGGCCAUCUACGAAGCCCUGGACCAAGCCUUGAGAGACAUUUAUGAGCACAUCCAAGCAGAACGAGGCCAGAGAGGUGCCCGGGCGCCGGAUGAUAGCAUCCUUAGGCGAAUCCUCGCUGAGCUGCUGCCAACUGUGCCUGAGCGAAGCUCUUCGCUGCGCGGGAGAAGAGGAUGCUGGCAAGGGGGUCACUCGUCUACGUCCUUGUGCCCAGACGGUAGCCCCACUUGGUACGCCAACUACGGGGAGGACCCGUCCUCACCUUUGUUACAAUCCCCGCGGUUGCAGUCACCGGUCAGUGCCUGUUACGGACAACAUUCGGAAGCCUCAAACAAUAAUGAAUACGGAGAGGAGCAGGGAAAUGGAAAUGAGCCCUGUUCAUCAGACCAGGAUGUGUCUAGGGGAUAUUCUUCCGUGGAUGGACGUCAUACACCUCAGAACAGAAAACCAGUUGACAGAGAGAAACAGCCGGCGAGAGCCAUUUAUGAUUUUAAGGCCCAAACCGCCAAAGAGCUGACGUUUAAAAAGGGCGAAGCAGUGAAUAUCAUCAGGCAGAUAGACAACAACUGGUAUGAAGGAGAGCACCGUGGAUGCGUGGGAAUUUUCCCCAUAUCGUAUGUGGAGAAGGUGCCGUACGUGGAGAGGCAGCAGCCGAUCCGUCCUCCUCCGCCAGCGCACGUCAGAGAGAUCGGCGAGGCGGUGGCUCGCUACAACUUCAACGCCGACACCAACGUGGAAUUGUCACUCAGAAAGGGGGAGAGAGUGAUGCUGUUAAGGCAGGUGGAUCAGAACUGGUACGAGGGCAAGAUCCCGGACUCGGCAAAACAGGGGAUCUUUCCAGUGUCCUACGUGGACAUCAUCAAGCGCUCACCGUCUAAAGGCUCCGCCCAUCACAUAGAUCCACGCGGACACUCCGGCAGCAGCAGGACACCGAGCAGCACAUCCGUCAAGCCCUUCCACCAUCAACCUCCACUCUCCACCACCCAUGACCUCAUCUCCCUCCAGCCCCCGUUGAGAAGGCCCGACCUUCGAGCUGUCACCAACGAGUGGUUGUCCCUCACAAUGGACACCGCCCCCUCCACUCCCUCACACUCCCGCACCACCACUCCGGCACCGCCCACACCUCCUCCUCUCCCUGCUGAUCUCUCAGCCUUGCAGUUUCCUCCGGAGCCUAAGUCGUUCUCCCCCACUCCGACACAGCGAGGCUCCUUCGCCCUCCCACCCCACCCAUCCUCCAGGCCUUCGCCGUUUAGAGAAGGGAAAUCUAGUUUAGGUCGCCCUCCGGCUCUUCCGCCUUUCUCCCCACCGCCGCCACCCUCUCCUCGUUCCUCACUCACCUCCCCACCGCCUGCGCCCGCAGCAGCGGACUCGGACCGCAGCAGCAGAGGCUUCACUGAAACAGCACACAUUUCGCAUGUUCCUAAGCCGGAGGUUUUGUUCUGUACGUCGCCCGAACCGAUAAAGUCACCGACACUAAUUCCACAGUUGUACCAGUCGAACGAACCGAAUAACAAACGAACCAGAGCUGCUGAUAUUGAGCUGCAGGUUCAAGACCCUUACGAUGAACUAUUAUCUCUGGUCCUGGAAGAAACUAUCGGAACAGGCGCUGCUGACUCACUAAGAUUUUCACCUUUUGAGUCCCAGAGGGUUCAGUCGAAAGCAGAAUCUGGGCAGGUGACGGGAAAACCUCCUCCUGUAGCUCCAGCAGUUAGUAAAGCCACAGGAGGAGCAGGCAGUGUUCAGUUAGAGGUGCAGUUUCACAAGCCGGUGAUGAUGGAGCCGCUGGCUCCCACCUGGGGGGCUCAGGCGAAAAGUGACGCACCGGUCAAGUCUCAGGAACCGCCAUCGGUUAAGGGGACGGUGUUUACAGAGCUGUUCAUUGAGGAAGAGGAUGAAGCUUUAGACGAAGAGGAGGAGGAAGAGAAGAUUAGAUCUUUAAGUGAAAGACUCGGUGUACAGGUAGAGCAUGGUGUGAGCCUCAGUCGGGGCAUGGAAGAAAAUACGUUUGACCCUAAUACGUUAUUUAACGUCGAUUUCUGAAAGUAAAUGAGUAAAAGUCAAAUAAAUACGUUCCCUUUUUGUUUUAAAGUAACUAAUGUAAUGUAGCGUCAUUUUAAUUUAAUUUUUGUGCCUAAAAAUACAGAUUAUUGACAGAAACAAACUUGUACUAAACUUGUCACAAAUAAUGAAAUUUAAUUAAUUUUUUUUUUUUAUUUUCCUCCAUGUCCCUCUUGAGUUUUAGCAAAAUUCAGCCAUAACCACAAUCAGGCUGUUUUUACAAAUAAAAACAAAGAUUGUGUUAUCCUACUGUUUGUGAACCAGCGCCCGACUUUCGAGGUCAUUAUUUUAUACUGUUAAACAACAAGUUAACAUGCUCAAAAUACUAUUACAAAUGCAGUUCAACAUGAGCCGAGAUCCUAACCACUACGUUACGGUGGAUGCUUUAUAAUUUAUUCGUUAAACAGUAGUUUGAACCUAGUGUUUAGGGUACUGGUAUGUAAUAUCUGUAUGUACAAACAUUUCUGGAAGUUAGCCAAGGUUAGCGAUAUCAGCUAAUUGGGCGGCAAGAUAAGUAAAAGUCAAAAUGUUAAAUGUUAAAAUGUAUUCAAAACAAAAGCAAAAAAAGUUAGUAACAAUCUUAUCUGUGACCCACAUCCAGCCCACCUAGACCUAGGUCUGGUCUGGAUCCCUAUUUGUGAAGCAUACAUUUCAACAGAUUGAACCAUGUUUAAUGGCAUAUGUAAUGAUAUUUGAAGUAUGUAAGAGCCUUGUACUGUUCCUGGUUUACCAGCAUUCACAAACAGUAGACUAACUCACUCGAAGUUUGGAGAAAUUGUCUUAGGAACUUUCAGUUUUGUUUUUUUUUCUUUCUCAAGUUAGCAUCAAGUGUUAGCCUCGGGACUGAUGUGUGUGUUGUUACCUCUGUAGGCUGACGUCUCUCCUCCCGUCCCGACACGGCUUGCUCACCCUGGCUCCUCCUCCUCACCCUCCGUACCACGACCUCUUACCUCCUUACCUCCCUCCCCUCCUUUUUCCUCUUCUUCUUCCUCCUCUUCAUCUUCCUCUUCUUCUU
Cynoglossus semilaevis (tongue sole) is the source of this 7616-nucleotide messenger RNA. It is a transcript of the gene sorbs2a, whose product is annotated as sorbin and SH3 domain containing 2a. Gene Ontology annotation, cellular component: plasma membrane. Gene Ontology annotation, molecular function: protein binding. Bases 1340 to 6583 code for a protein of 1747 amino acids. The transcript has 23 exons. The record is from RefSeq and is a predicted model, not a curated record. Lineage: Eukaryota; Metazoa; Chordata; Actinopteri; Pleuronectiformes; Cynoglossidae.